AUGUCUCAAGGCCACGCGGACCUACAUUUGCACAUUCCAAACUUGGACAUAUCAUCUCUGCAAAAUCCUUUACCUGCAUCGACCAUUAUCGUAUCCUCAUACGGCAUCAUCUACCGUUUGGAGCCCGUUGGCUUAUAUUCGGUUGUUGACAUGUCCGACGUCGGCACCGAGGAAGAACGCUUCUAUACCGCAAACAAUACCCGCAACGAGAGCUUCGCUUCCGAGUUCCUCAGUCCUUAUGAUACGAUCGAAACCUCCGAGGAUGUUCUCUUCACGGGUCGCCCUUCUCUGAACACCGCCAUUCAGUCAUCUCAAAACGAAGCAUUAGGUCGCCACUGGCUCGACAAGCAACGGAGAACGUUCAACCUGACUCCUCGGCCGAGGAACACUAUUUUAUGCAGCCUCGUCUGCAAUGGCCAACCUGAGGACUGCGUCUAG
This is a messenger RNA of Verticillium dahliae VdLs.17, 438 nucleotides long. RefSeq lists its product as uncharacterized. The transcript has a single exon. The record is from RefSeq and is a predicted model, not a curated record. NCBI's taxonomy places the organism in Eukaryota, Fungi, Ascomycota, Sordariomycetes, Glomerellales, Plectosphaerellaceae. The coding region runs from base 1 to 438 and encodes 145 amino acids.